Neolamprologus brichardi is the source of this 1655-nucleotide messenger RNA. The record is from RefSeq and is a predicted model, not a curated record. Lineage: Eukaryota; Metazoa; Chordata; Actinopteri; Cichliformes; Cichlidae.
ACUGACCCCGGGCUCCCGUACUGUGUUACUUACCCUGCGCUCAGCAGCUUUAUCUGCCACAGAAAGCUUGUUCAUCCUCAAAGCUGCUGUUUCCCAUAGAGAACAGUAUAAUAGCGAAGGACUGGAGACCUGAACAGCUGCUGGCGACGACACGAGAGAGAAACAGCCCGUAAAUAUCGCAGCACUCGGGACAACAACAUCUUUAACUUACUGCGUCUGUUCGUUAAGCCACAGGGACCAGACUCAGGACCUCUGUCAACUGUCAAACUCAUAACAAACGUCUCUCAGGCUGCUGUUGUUUAGCUAAUUACACAUUUUACAGUUUAUACUCGGACGGCAGCUUCUGUUAAGCUAAUAUAACAUCGCUUUACCUCGUACGAAACACGCCUGGCUUCUCAGAGAUUCGCACUCGUGUCCGGGCACAAAGGAAACUUCAGUUUAAAUCAAUCACACAUGUUUCAGCGCUACCACACACUUCGUGCCGAGCUGUAAAAUUUAAACUCCGACAACUAAUUGUCUAACUGUCGCUAACUGACUGCAACUGACGUAAUAUUGACGUAAAGCUUCAGUUUACGGCAGUGGAGUCAGUCCGGUUAUAGCGUACAACAAAACAAAGUUUUACAUCGAGCUGGUUCCCAGUUUUCCAGGUUUGUUAGUUAACUUUGGCCGUUACUGGUGUGACUGGAACGACGUGGAGGAAUAACAGCACUGCUCUGACUUCCAGGUGUCGAUCAGCAAACACGUGUCUGCGGAGCUAUGAAGACGAAGAAGCAGCCAAACGUCCUGCUGACAGGGACUCCCGGAGUUGGGAAAACCACUCUAGGAAAGGAGCUGGCCCAGCGCACGGGGCUGACCUAUGUCAACAUAGGAGACCUGGCCCAGGAAGGACAACUGUUUGAUGGAUAUGAUGACGAGUACCAGUGCCCCAUUUUGGAUGAGGACAGGGUGGUGGAUGAGCUGGAUGAAAAGAUGAGUGACGGAGGCGUGAUCGUGGACUAUCACGGCUGCGACCUGUUCCCCGAGCGCUGGUUCGACAUCGUUUUUGUCCUGCGCACAGACAACACCCAGCUGUAUACUCGACUGGAGGCCAGGGGCUACACGGGAAAGAAGCUGCAGGACAAUGUGCAAUGUGAGAUCUUCCAGACCAUCUAUGAGGAAGCCAUGGAGGCCUACAGUAAGGAGAUUGUCCACCAACUUCCCAGCAACACUCCUGAGGACAUGGAGCACAACCUGGAGCAGAUCGUGCAUUGGACUGAACAGUGGAUGAAGGACCAUAACUAGGAGGUGACCUCGUUGGGUCAACAAGAGUCAACAAUUAAAACCUGAAUUGUAUCAUUUCUGAAUCUGCGUUUACUGUCAUAUUGAGCAACAGCUUUAAAUUUGUUUGUAUUUUGUUUCCAAUGGCCCAACUUUCUUGUAAUUGGUCUUCAGCAAUAGUUCGACUUUCAAAGUGUCUCUUUGGACAGAGCCUGCUUUCGCACUCAGUUUUUCUCCAGUCUUUGUACAGUCGUCAGAAAGCAUGUUGUUUAGCUACAUGACACUGACCUAUGAAUCAAUCAUCACCUAACUGAACGAAUGAAUCAGUGUUGUCUACAUUUAGAUGCAAUUCUAUGACAGACAAGCCAAAUAAACCAUUGUAAUUGGAUCUUUAGGCA